AUGGCGGAACGUGAGGACAUUGUAGACGUCCACAACGACGAGACGUGGGACGAUUGGGUGGAUGACGGAUCGUCUAUGACCUUUGACUGUGUGUUUUGUGCAAGUAAGUUCUCGACCGAAACGCCGCUGCAUGUGCACCUCCAGGAGACGCACAAGUUUUCACUGCACCAAGAAAUUUCGAUUCGCAAGUUGGAUACGUAUGGUAUAAUUCAACUUGUCAACUUUCUGCGAUGGAAUACACUGGAUGGAGUUACAACUGAGCAGAUAAAGCAGACGCUAGAAACAGAAGGAAAUGCUGCCUUUCUAAAGGACGAGUUCCUCAAGCCUGUGGUGGUGGACGACCCGCUGCUUUACUGUCUCGACUGUGCGGACAGUGGCAGUAGCGAUGAGGAUGCGGACAAUACUGAUGAGGAGCACAAGAUGGAGACGAAGGCGGUUUCCGUCACUGCAGAUGACGCUAGUGAUCUAGUCGAAAAGUUGCGACAGGAGAAUGAGGAGCUCAAGCAGCAGAUGACCAAGUACUCGAAACUUAUCCGUGACUUUGUGGUUGAUGGUGAAAAUCCAGCUCCGAUUGAGGACGCUGCGGACAAUGACACGUACUACUUCGACUCGUAUUCGCAGGUGGGUAUCCAUCGUGAGAUGAUCACGGACAGGGUCCGUACUAAUGGCUACCGGAAUGCCAUACUUAACAACCCAGAGGUGUUUAAGGGAAAGGUGGUGCUGGACGUUGGCUGUGGCACAGGCAUUUUGAGCAUUUUUGCGGCUCAGGCUGGCGCUGCAAAGGUGAUUGGCAUCGACCGCAGUGAAAUGGGAGACGUGGCUCGCGAAAUUGUAGCAGCAAACGGGUUCAGCGACUUCAUCACCAUUCUACGCGGCAAGGUGGAAGACAUGGACCUGCCUGUCGACAAGGUGGACAUUAUCGUCUCGGAGUGGAUGGGCUACUGUCUACUGUACGAAUCCAUGCUGGGCACAGUACUGUUCGCGCGUGACAAGUGGCUUGCCCCGGGCGGCCACGUAUUCCCUGAUAAGUGCUCGAUGUUCAUCCAGGGUAUGGAAGACUCGACACAGCGCUUUGCCUUCUGGGACAAUGUGUACGGCUUGAAUAUGCAGCCCAUAAAGUCCAAGAUUUCAAUCCGCGACGCGUUUGUAGAAGAUGUUCAGCCGAACGACAUUAUCACGAGUCGCGAGCUGCUGCAGAAGAUCGACAUCGAUCACGUCACGUACGACGAGCUAGACUUCCACUCGACCUUCUCGCUGUCCGUCACGAGGGACGCGACUAUGCACGGGUUUGUGUCCAGCUUCGACAUUGGAUUCGAGCGCGAUUGCCCGCGCCCCGAAUAUUUUACCACGGGAGCCGAGGGCACCCCGACGCACUGGCACCAGGUGUUUUUCCAUGUCCAAACACCAUUUACUGUCAAGAAGGGAGACGUUAUUGAUGGGAAGUGGUGGGUGCGUGGGAAUGCUGAGAACCCACGCUUCCUCGACGUCGAGAUUCAGUGGAAGGAGACAAACGAGGGCGAGUUGCUUACCCAGCGGUACCGCAUUCACUAA
Peronospora farinosa is the source of this 1551-nucleotide messenger RNA. The record is from the annotation of a GenBank genome assembly. Lineage: Eukaryota; Oomycota; Peronosporomycetes; Peronosporales; Peronosporaceae.